Messenger RNA from Desarmillaria tabescens, 1561 nucleotides. Its product is annotated as pectin lyase fold/virulence factor. Gene Ontology annotation, molecular function: polygalacturonase activity. NCBI's taxonomy places the organism in Eukaryota, Fungi, Basidiomycota, Agaricomycetes, Agaricales, Physalacriaceae. The transcript is spliced from 11 exons. Gene Ontology annotation, biological process: carbohydrate metabolic process. The record is from RefSeq and is a predicted model, not a curated record. The coding region runs from base 153 to 1535 and encodes 460 amino acids.
AAGGUGUCCUCCGGGCCGCUCUCUCGUUUCUCAGGUGAUGUUCUCUGUAUGCUCUGUCUGCUUGUCCCAGCAGCCAUCGCGGAGAAUCUCUGGUCCUGUCGUUGAGGGGUAUAAAAGAUAUCAUUCAUGGCAUAUGUUGAGAAACAAUCACCAUGUUCGUCUUCGCUGGAGUCGUCGCGGCACUUAUCAUAUCCAGCAGCCGGGCCGCAGAAUGCACGGUCGAACGUAGCGAUAAUGGCAUGGAUGACUCGGCGUUUAUCUUGAAAGCAUUUGCGGACUGCGCAGAGGAUUCGGUGAUAACCUUCACCGAAGCUAAUUACAGCGCGUAUACCCCAAUGUCUUUUACGGACUUGAGAAACGUUACGGUGCACCUGAACGGAAACCUCAAUCUCCCCAAUAAUAUCUCCCAAGUCCAACAAGCCAUCAACACCACGAAUAACCCACCGAGUACUUAUGCGACGCCAUGGUUCUAUUUCAGUGGGUCAGAUGUACAACUUAUCGGAUCCGAGAGCGACGAAUGGGGAAGAUUCAAUGGUUUUGGACAACAGUGGUGGGAUAUCGGAAACCGUACACUCCGACCUCAGCUAGCGACGUUCAAUGUUACCAAUGGGCUUUUACGCGGUCUCAAGGUCAUCAAGCCCGUAGCUUGGGGUUGGAAUCUCCCUGGUCAAAAUAUACGUGUUGAGAAUCACUUUGUGGAUGCCAAGCCAGAUAACGGUACUAGAGACGAUACCACUAGCUUUCCUUUCAACACAGACGGUAUUAAUGUUUCAGGUCAGAAUAUAACCAUUGAUGGCUAUUACGGACAUAAUGGCGACGAUUGUGUCUCGGUCGUUAAUGGCGCGAGAGAUGUCCUUGCACAAAAUGGAUUCUGCGGAUUUUCGUCCCACGGAUUAUCUAUUGGCUCACUAGGCAAAAAUGGCGCCGUACAGACUGUAGAAAACGUCGUAUUCAGGAAUUGGACAAUGGAGGGGGCGGUGUACGGUGCUCGCUUCAAAAGUUGGACUGGUGGCCGAGGAUACGCAACGAACGUGACAUGGGAAGACAUUGCCCUCCAAGGUGUUUCAACGGGUAUCUUGAUCACACAGAACUAUUACGACCAAGAUAAGGGCGCGCGGCCGGAGAAUACCAACCAAACGAGUACGCAGAUCUCAAACUUCACUUACAAAAAUUUUACGGGCACGUUGGCUAAAAAUUGGACUGAUGGCACCUGCAUAAGUGAUCCAUGCUGGAAUUACGUCGAAGGUGGCGACGCAACACAAGCUAUCAUAUUCGAUCUCUUCCCGGAUACAGCACUGAACCUCAGCUUCUCGGGGAUUAAUGUCACCCCGAACGACACAUCAAAGGAAACUACCGUCAUAUGCGACCCCGCCACGCUGGCCGAGGGAGAGCAGGAUACGCUUGGAUUUAAUUGUACGGACGGGCCUCUGGUCACGACGACGAUUGAACCUGCGGACGAUUCGACAAUGGGAGCCGGCGGUGUCAGCAUGACUGGGGUGCUGCUGGUCGGAGUUGUGCUCCUUCUUGGCGUUUGAAAAUUGCAAAAAGCGACGUUCUGGGC